ACUUCUAAGCCGUUUUCACUAAGCCCUAACUCUUCUUGCUAUCGCUGCCCUUCUGCAAUCGCUACAAAAAUCCCUUCGACGGACAAAACGAUAGGUUACUUCUGCACCAGUAUUGCAUCCGCUGCGCCACGUCCGACCACGAUGCCGCUGCUCAAACUUCCCAACGAAUUACUUUUCCAAAUAAUUGAGAGUUUGAGCUCAACCCAAGACAUCCUCUCCUGUUGCCAGGUGAAUAGCCGCCUGAACUCUACCGCAAAGAAGCACCUCUAUCGUUACGACGUGCUACAAUGUAACAGCUUGGCGCUAUCAUGGGCAGCCGCUAAGGGGCAGGAAGAAACAGCAAUGGAAUGGCUAGAUGCGGUGAUAUCGCUAGGAGAACGAGCCUACAGUGGAACUCUAGUAGGCGCAAUUCUAAACGCGUGGCGAUUAGUCGCACAUCAUGGGCACGUCGAGGUGGCGCAGCUGCUGCUCGACACUGGCAAGGUGGAUAUCGACAGCAACGACUUAGACGGUCGGACGCCACUUUCGUGGGCCGCAGGGAAUGGGCACGUUGAAAUGGUGCAGCUGCUGCUCGACACCGCUAAGGUGGAUAUUGAUCGCAAGGACUCGUACGAUCAGACGCCAUUCUCAUUAGCCGUAGAGAAUGAGCACGUUGAGACGGUAAAGCUGCUGCUCGACACUGGCAAGGUGGACAUUGAAAGCAACGGUUGGAACGGUCGGACGCCAUUCUCGUUGGCCGCAGGUAAUGGGCAAGUUGAAAUGGUGCAGCUGCUGCUCGACACUGGCAAGGUGGAUAUCGACAGCAACGACUCAGACGGUCGGACGCCACUCUCGUGGGCCGCAGGGAAUAGGCAAGUUGAUAUAGUGGAGCUGCUGUUCGACACUGGCAAGGCCGUAGAGAAUGGGCACGUUGAGGUGGUGCAGCUGCUGCUCGACACUGGCAAGGUGGAUAUCGACAGCAACGACUUAGACGGUCGGACGCCACUUUCAUGGGCCACAGGGAAUGGGCACGUUGAAAUGGUGCAGCUGCUACUCGACACUGGCAAGGUGGAUAUCGACAGCAACGACUCAGACGGUCGGACGCCACUUUCGUGGGCCGCAGAAAACGGAAACAUUGAGGUAGUACAUAUGCUACUUGGCACUGACGAGGUGGAUAUCGACAGCAACGACUCAAACGGCCGGACACCGCUCUUGUGGGCUGCAAAGAAUAGGCACUUUGAGGUGAUGCGCCUGCUAAAUAUCGGCUCUGAGGAUAUCGAUAUCGACUCUGAUUGGCACUGAUGACAGUCGCACUACGAGGUCAAUCUAUUACACGCUCCAAACGUAUUUAGAAAAAAGAAAUAAGAUAAAGUAGUAGGAUUCGUCACUGAAAAUUCUUACCCCUCAUUAACAUAUAUAACGCCGCUAUAUGUUUGUAUCGUCGCCAGCGCCCACCAUCGCCAGCGUCUACCAGGCUGGCCUAUCGGCAUCGUUUAAUGAAUUCACAUCUACAAUAGCAUUGAUGAAGUUCUCUUCCUGUAGACGGAAGCAUCCGCUCUUUUCAAUGAUUUUUUUGGAUUCAGUUGACAUUUUCGGGGGACAGAUCGUGGUGCUUUUGUUGGGCCAAACUGUGAUCAAAGUCUAAUACUUUGAGCUGAAAUCUUGCAGGACCGCAAUAACUGCCAGCCUGAAUUUUCGCGAGCUCGUCGUCUGGGUUUGAAGCUUGGCGAUGGAUCGUUGUGGUCAUACGAGCCUUGUACGGUCUGAACUCAGACCCGAGACC
Messenger RNA from Periconia digitata, 1762 nucleotides. Lineage: Eukaryota; Fungi; Ascomycota; Dothideomycetes; Pleosporales; Periconiaceae. The record is from the annotation of a GenBank genome assembly.